AUGCAUAUCUCAUCGGAGCCCAUCGCUUCCAUUCAAGCCAUUUCCCGGAUCCAACCUGCCAAAGUUCUCAUCACCCACAAUGUCCGGUACGCAGAAGCUCAUUCGAAUCCUGCUGGCCCUAGCGAUAGUCGUCCGACCACUCGUCAGAUUAUCAAGGAUGAAGCAGUAGAGGGCAAGCUAUCUGGGAAGGUGAUUGUGGUUACAGGCACUUCAUCUGGAAUAGGAAUCGAGACAGCUCGCGCCCUGGCUUUGACUGGGGCAAUGUUGUUGUUGACGGCACGAGACCUGAACAAAGCCAAGUCUGCUCUGGACGGAAUCCUCGAGCCAGAGCGCGUCGAACUUGUUGAAAUGGACAACACUUCCUUGAGCAGCGUGCGUGCUGCCGCGAAAGCCAUUCUCCAGAAGUCGAACGGUCAAGUCAACAUCCUAGUCAACAACGCCGGCAUCAUGGCCCUGCCCAAGUGGAUUCUUCUCGCCAGCGCCAGCCCCGAAUUCUCGUCUCGAGUCGUCAAUGUCUCUUCUUUCGCCCAUCAUGUAGCCUCGAUCAAUGAAUUCGGCGACUACAAUUUUGAGAAGACUGAAUACAAUGACCGGGUUUCAUACGGACAAUCAAAGACCGCCAAUAUCUACAUGGCUAACGAGAUCGAGCGGCGCUACGCGUCGCGAGGACUCCACGCUACUAGCGUUCAUCCCGGCAUGAUUGCAACGGCUCUGAUGCAGUAUAUGGACCCCGCAAUGGUGGAGUCGUUUAAGAGCAAUGAAGAGAUGUAUAAAGUGAUGAAGUCACCAGAGCAGGGGGCUGCAACGACUGUGUGGGCAGCAAUCGGCCAAGAAUGGGAGAAGAAGGGCGGAGAAUAUCUUGCUGAGUGCGGAAAAACCACACGGGGCAAUGACAAUCAUGAGAUUGCCGGUGUGGGGUUCGCAGGCCACGUGUAUGACGCCGAGAAAGAGGGCCGGCUCUGGUAA
This is a messenger RNA of Penicillium argentinense, 966 nucleotides long. Its product is annotated as NAD(P)-binding protein. Bases 1 to 966 code for a protein of 321 amino acids. The transcript has 2 exons. NCBI's taxonomy places the organism in Eukaryota, Fungi, Ascomycota, Eurotiomycetes, Eurotiales, Aspergillaceae. The record is from RefSeq and is a predicted model, not a curated record.